CCAGUGUUAGAGAGAGUUCAAAUGAUUUAAUGGAGGAAAGCCCAGCACAAAAUCCUAUAGUCUCUGUUCACUCACCACUUCUUUUCAAUCCUGAGAUUCCUGUGGCUUCAUUCAAUAAAAUUUGAGCAUCAUGAGUGUUUUGAAGAAGAACAGGGAAUUCCAACAAUGAUCAUGUGGAGUAAUGGUGGGAAAGAUGUAGCUGUUGAAGGUUCUUGGGAUGAUUGGAAAUCAAAAAAAAAGUUGAAGAAAUCAGGGAAGGAUUUCACAAUCAUGAAAGCACUUCCAUCUGGUGUUUAUCACUAUAGAUUUAUGGUUGAUGGGGAAUGGAAACAUGCACCUGAUGUUCCAUGGAUGAUUGAUCAAGAAACAGGCAAUGUGUACAACAUCUUGGAUUUACAGGACUUCAUUUCUGAAGAUCUUGGAAGCAUUGCUAGUUUUGAACCUCCAUUGUCACCAGAUUCAAGUUACAGUAAUACUACUCUUUGUUCUGAAGAUUAUGCAAAAGAACCACCCUUGGUCCCUCUGCAGUUAUAUCCAAACCUUCUCAACAUGUCAUUUAAUAAUGUUUACAAUCAAUCCACACUGUCAAGACCUCAGCAUGUUGUUCUUGACCAUCUUUAUAUUCAGAAAACGAAGAACGGGCAGCCGGUCGUCGCUCUCGCCACCACCCGUCGGUUCAAAGCAAAGUAUGUCACUGUUGUGCUGUUCAAAUCCUUGCAAAAUUGAACAAUCAAGAGUUCUGCAUGUAUAGUGAUCAUGUCUAUAAUUAUUAAUUAGCAGUCAUUUUCUGCUUUACAACAAACAACUAACUGGAAUUUAUGAUUAUGAAUUAUUGAUCAAGCUCAAAAUGCACUUGAUUUCUGAAUGUAAA
Molecule: messenger RNA, 871 nt
Organism: Dioscorea cayenensis subsp. rotundata (Guinea yam)
Lineage: Eukaryota; Viridiplantae; Streptophyta; Magnoliopsida; Dioscoreales; Dioscoreaceae
Product: SNF1-related protein kinase regulatory subunit beta-2
Exons: 4
Coding region: 166-726 (186 amino acids)
Molecular function (GO): protein binding
Source: RefSeq, a predicted model, not a curated record